GCGAGAGAUCUCCAAGCAUCAUGAACGCAAAGUUCUUCCUUUUCCUGGCUGUGGUGUCGGCUGCGACCGCCCAAAGGCGCCCCUACGCCUACAGUGCUCCUCGGUUCUCCGACGAAUCGUUCGAGUCUAGCGAAGCCAAGUACAGCUUCAACUGGGCCGUCAGCGAUGACUCCUCAAGCAACGAGUUCGGACACCAGGAGGCCCGUGACGGCGACGACACCCAGGGAUCCUACUACGUGCAGCUCCCCGACGGCCGCCUGCAGACCGUCAAGUACUUCGUGGACGGCGACUCCGGCUACGUGGCCCAAGUCAGCUACGAGGGCGAGGCUCGUUACCCCGACUCGUUCGAGUCUUUUGAGUCUCGGGAGUACAGACCGCCAAGGCCUCUCUAUGGUUAAGAAUGCUGUGAGUAGAUUUCUAGAACUUGAAUUCUUGUAUUUAUUUUGCUGAUUUACGAGCCAAAUAUUUAUAGCAGUUGUAUUUGGCAAAUACAGCUUGAAAUGAAUGAAUGCAGUUUUCCUGUUUCUUCUAUGUAUGUCAUUCACUGUUAAUGGAACUGAUUGGACAACA
Penaeus vannamei (Pacific white shrimp) is the source of this 570-nucleotide messenger RNA. The record is from RefSeq and is a predicted model, not a curated record. NCBI's taxonomy places the organism in Eukaryota, Metazoa, Arthropoda, Malacostraca, Decapoda, Penaeidae.